Strongyloides ratti is the source of this 3189-nucleotide messenger RNA. Its product is annotated as WD40 repeat and WD40/YVTN repeat-like-containing domain and WD40-repeat-containing domain-containing protein. Gene Ontology annotation, molecular function: protein binding. The transcript is spliced from 3 exons. NCBI's taxonomy places the organism in Eukaryota, Metazoa, Nematoda, Chromadorea, Rhabditida, Strongyloididae. The record is from RefSeq and is a predicted model, not a curated record. Bases 1 to 3189 code for a protein of 1062 amino acids.
AUGAAUUAUGGUGAUAAUCAAGUAUCUCCAAGUGAAUACAAGGAUACCAUUGAAGGAGAAUCUCCAACUCAACAAAAAUUAAAUUUUUAUCCUCCUACACCAUGUAACAUUCAUCCUACUAAUAAUAGUAUUAUUGAUAAGACAGAUUCUGUUAUAUUAAAUAGUUACAAUAGAAGGCAAAGGUUAAAUUUAUUGAGAAAUAGGAUGCGCAAUGAAUUUGGAAAUUCUAACAUUACUGGAGGAGCUAUUACACCCAAUUGUACAGAUGAUGACACAUUAUCAUUAUCUGAAUCAACAUCUUUAGCAUCAUGGGGAAAGAAUUUAUUGAGUGAAAGUGGUAAUAGUUUUAAUAGAAAUGUUUUUGCUUUAGAUUCUAUAUCUACACGCGGUGCUACAAUGGCAUUAAAUAAUUCUUUAUCACCAAAUAGGUCAUUUAUGGAACAACAACAAAUUGCUAAUUAUUAUAUGGAUGGACCAAGGAUGUCACAAUAUCAUGUAGAAAUACCUUCACAGGUUGUUGAAACUAUUUUUGAAGAGCCAAAUAAAACUAGUAUAUUACAACAGGGAAAUUCAACAGAUUUAUCAACAAGUAUUCUGGGAAACACUAUUAUUCAAAGGCCUAUUGAUUUAGCAAUUGAUAAUAAUUCAAUGACAAGUACUAGAAACUCAGAUACAGAAAAAGAAGAUGAAGAUAAAAUAUCAGAAAUGCCUGGGAAAUAUAUUGGUACAUCUGAUUCAAAAGAAUCAAUCUCAACAACAUCAGAUCCUAAUAAUGAAUAUGGAAAAAGACGUGGUCAUGUUAAAACUAAUUCACUUGAUCGUGGACUAUCAUUAGCAAAAGUCAUGAAAAGUGGACCAUUUCCGCCACCAGAUCAGAAAGCAAAUUCACUAAAUAGACAAUGUUCUCCCUCAGAAAUAUUUAAAGUUAUGUGUGAAGAAGAUCAAUUAAAUGACCAGGCGGCUGGUGUAAUUAGUAAAAUAACAUCAGAUUUAUUGAAAGCAGAUUCUUCAAUAAAAUCGUCUGAAACAAAUAGUAUUUCACAGGAGACUAUUAAUAACUAUAGUAAUAUUGAGGAAAUCAAAACACCACCCAUACCUGAUAGAUCACAUUUACCAGUAUUAACAAAACCUAAACCUGUUGUACCACCAAGACCAAAUAGAAAUCCUCCAAAAAUCGAAAAAUCUACUACUGAAAAAUUCACAACAAUUGAAGAAAGAAAAGAACAACUGAAGGAAGAAAAUCAACAAUUAUCACAUAAAGAAAGUGAAAUUAAUAAAAUAGUAGAAGAACCAAUAAUUCCACAAACAUUAUUGUUAGAUACGUGUGAUCCCAUAACAAGGGAUGUUGAAAGGAGAAUGUCAAUGAAGGAACAUACACCUUCAUCGAGCAGAUCAUCAACCUUAGACAAGAAUAUGUCACUUCAACCAACCGUUACACAGGGAGUUCCCGCAACAUUUAGUGCUUUAAAAGAUGCCAAAAAUACUGUUAAAAAUAUUUCUCAUGGUUUAUUAAGGGGUGUCUUUGAUAAAGCAAGGUCAGCUGUCUUUCUUGGUAGAAAUAGUCAUAAAAUAUCAAAAUCUGAUUUUGAAGAGAUGCAUGAAGUUGAAGACGAUUCAACAAAUCCUACAUCUAAUUUUCCUAUAACUGAACAACAACAACCACCAACAACAGCCCCAUCACCAAUUCAAAUAUGUCGACCAAAAAAUAGUAAAAAAGGUCCUUUUGAUUUUAGUGAUGUUAAACUUGUCCAACAAAUUAAUAAUGAACAUUCUGGUGCUAUAUGGGUUAUUAAAUUUAGUGUUUGUGGUAGAUUGAUAGCUACUGCUGGUAAAGAUGGUAUAGUAAGAGUAUGGUGUAUGAGUGAUUCAGUUGAAGAAUUUCAAAAUAUGAAGGAAAGAUAUCGAAACGUUACUGGACGUUCCUCUGCUUCUGGAUCAAAUUAUGAAGUUAUGUUAGGUGCAAAUUCUAAAAUUAGUAAUUCUUCCAGCACUGUGAAUGAUGUUAAUAAUUUAACUGAUGACGAUAAUUCUGUUCAAACAGUAUCAAAUGAUUCUGAUAGCAAAAAAAAGGCUAUGAAAAAUAAUGGAAGUGAUGAAAUAAUUUCACCAAAACCUUUGUGUACAUAUCGUGGUCAUACUUCGGACAUUGUUGAUUUAUCAUGGUCAAAAAGUUAUUUUAUCUUGUCGUCUGGUAAUGAUAAGACAGUCAAAUUAUGGCAUUUAUCGAGAAAUGAAUGUUUAUGUUGUUUUCAGCACAUGGAUUUUGUUACUGGUGUUGCUUUCCUUCCCAAAGAUGACAAAUAUUUUAUUAGUGGAUCAAUGGAUGGUAAAGUUCGUUUAUGGCACAUUCCUGAUAAAAAAGUUGUAUUAUGGAAUGAAGUUGAAGGUUCUAAAUUUAUUACUGCUUUAACAUUUGUCAAAAAUGGAAAAUAUAUUGUUGUUGGCACAUAUGUUGGACAAUGUUUUUUCUUUACAACGGAACAGUUACAAUAUUAUACAAUGAUUGAUGUUAGAAGUACAAAAGGAAAAAAUGCUGUUGGUCAUAAAAUAACAGGUUUAUCUGUUUCUGGUGAUAAACUUUUAGUUACAUCAAAUGAUUCUAGAAUAAGAAUUUAUGAUAUUAGAGAUAUGAAAUUAAGUUGUAAAUUUAUUGGAUCAACAAAUGACCAUUCUCACAUAAGAGCAUCUUUUUCACCUGAUGGUAAACAUAUUAUCUGUGGUUCUGAGGAUCGACAUAUUUACAUUUGGAAGACAUUAGAUUCAUCCUCAAGUAUAACAGUAAGAAAAGAUAGAAAUACAAUGUGGGAAAGGAUACGAGGACAUGAACAUAUUGUAUCAGUAGCAAUAUUUGCACCAAAACCAAACUUAUUUUUAAAAAAUUUAAUAUUUAAUGAUAAAUUAACAAUAACAAAAAAAAUUAGCGAAAAUAUUGCAAAUAAUGGAGGAAAUAUUGAAUUAAUUAAUAAUCCUGAAACAGAAUUAGAUGCAUCUGCAUGUUAUCAACCAAUAUUCAAAAGUUCACUUCCACAACAGACACCUGAAGCAUCUUCUACACCAGUAACAGGGAAAGAAAAACUUAUUAAUGGUGAUUUGAUUGUAUCAGCUGAUUUUAAUGGUUCAAUUAAAAUAUUCGUCAAUCCACCUAGAAUUAUAUCGACGUGUUCUUCAAGUUAUUUUAACGGUGAAUAA